AAAUCUGGGGGUGUAAUGUUAUCAUAUAUCACGCUACCUCGUAAAACCGACACGGAAGCCUACCGGACCACAAAUCACCUCAAAAUUAUGAGUUCUUCGUAUUAUGUGAACGCUCUUUUUAGCAAAUAUACGACGGGGGCUGCUUCCCUCUUCCAAAAUGCGGAGCCCACGUCUUGCUCCUUUGCUACCAACUCGCAGAGAAGCGGCUAUGGACCAGGCGCUAGCGCGUUCACCUCCUCCAUGCCUGCCUUGUACAACGUGAACAGCACCAUAUAUCAAAGCCCGUUCUCUUCCGGAUACAGCCUGGGCUCGGAUGCCUACAACCUGCAUUGCUCCACUUUUGAUCAGAACAUUCCCGUCCUUUGCAAUGACUUAACCAAACCCAGCUGUGACAAAGCGGAGGACAGCAACCUGCACAGCCAGGCGGAGAGUAAUUUCCGGAUAUACCCCUGGAUGAGGUCUUCAGGUCCGGAUAGGAAGAGAGGGCGUCAGACCUAUACCCGUUACCAAACUCUGGAGCUGGAGAAAGAAUUCCAUUUCAACCGCUAUCUGACCCGGCGGCGGCGGAUAGAGAUCGCCCACGCCCUGUGCCUGACCGAGAGGCAGAUCAAGAUUUGGUUUCAAAACCGGCGCAUGAAAUGGAAGAAGGAACAUAAAGAAGAAGCUGGAGGCGGCGGCGGCGGCGGCAGCGGCGCCCCGGCGGCCAACGACAGCACAUCAGCUACUGCCUCUGUGGAGAAAGUAGAGGAGGAGGAGGAAGAAGAGGAAGAGGAAGCGGAAUGAACGGACAACUCCCCCCCCCUCUCCCGGGCUCUCGCUCGCCGGAGCCCAGCGCUCGUCUUCUGUAUGCACGUGACAUUGUAAACGCUCUCUUCAAAUAAUAAUUAAAAUCUAUUUAAAAAGGAGACCCUUGCAAUCGCCAAUUCCAAUUAUAAGGGAUGGGGGGAGAGGCGAGUUCACCUCGACUGGCCCUUCCGCAUUCCCAGAGCAUCCGAGACACAGCUCUGUGUAAACUAAGAGUAAAAUUAUCACUUGAACACCCGGACCAGUUUGGCUGUGAAUGUCCAGACCUGUUGUAUUAUUAUUUUUUGUUACAUGAUAGACGGAUAGAUUUUUCUCCCCGCCCUGAUAUCUGUGAGGGGAGGGGGGUGUCGUAACUUGCACAUAAUAAGAAAAAGAAAAAGGGGGGAAAACGCUGGGGAGCCGCAUAUAGUUUAACUUCCAAAUAAACUACCUGACUGUACUGGUCCCAAUCAAUCGCUAAGGGAUAAGUGCAUUAGGCUCACACUCAAACUACCUAAUUUACGCUGAGGAUCGAUGUACUUCCAGUUACUGAAUUUCUUUGUUCUUGUUUCUUUGUUUAAAAUAACCUGAAGAAGGAUUUGGGGGUGGGUGGGGAAUUUCGAAUUCCAUGCGGGGGAAAACAAUGACUUAAACCACUACACUCAGCUGCAGUGAUUUGUACUACCUAUUUUCCAAACUACCUAUUAUCUAGCUCCGCCUACCUAUCUUCAAAAUUAUGCUGUAUUUUAUUAAUGCAAAAAGGAAAGAUGACGAUACUUAAAGCGGACUUCCUUGCAGGACCUGAAGCGCAGCGCAUAAGGUGUAAAAGGGAAAACAAUUGAAAUGGGAGGCCUUCCCAAGUCCGCCACAGGAUUUGAUGCCUGGUAUUGUUGAGUAUAAUUUAAAGUUUUUAAAUAAUAAUAAUAAUAUAUUUAUUCUAAGGCUGUUAUUAAGUGGAAACAAUAUGCUGCAAUGUAAGCUUUCGUCACACAAGUCUUCGCUAGGCCGAAUUUGAUGGAGGUUAAACCAUCGCAAUGGAUUUGUACAAAGCGGUUUCAUCGCAUCCUUUUUGUGCGGCUCUGCUCAAGGCCGAUUUAGUGUUCCCUUUUGAGUUUUCUACCAUUCUGCUUGAUGCAACUGAAAAAAAAACACAAAGCAACAAAUUGAAAAAAAAAGAAAGAUGUGAAUUUAAGCACCGGCCACAUAUAGCUAUUCUCAGCCACCUUAUUCCCUUCUCCCUAUUGCCAGAAUGUGUUAAGUCUGAAGCAGCGUUAAUUUUCAUAACAAAGAACGAAUAUUGUAUAUUGGAUCGAGGGAGGCUUGAGCCAUUUCUGAUUUUCUUGGACCUCAUUGAUAAAUAUACCAUGUCAUCUGCUGGGAAGCCCGUACCUGGUUAGGCAAACUUUGUAGCAUGAAGCAACGUCGACAACUCUGUAUAAAUAAAUUCUGCCUUGAAAGUUUUGGCUAAACUUUAUUCAUAAAAUGUACGUUACAAUGUGUUUUUUCCACUGUGAACAUUGAGGUAUCUCGUGUUAAAAUUGAAGGGGGCGGGAAGUGCGUGUGUGUGUGCGUCUGCGUGAAUACUCUUCGGAGGUGCUGUCGUGUAUCGCCCACGUUCGAUGUGUUUUAUGUUACACAGAAAUAAAAAAAUGCUUGUUGACAAAA
Podarcis muralis (Common wall lizard) is the source of this 2448-nucleotide messenger RNA. RefSeq names its product homeobox A7 (gene HOXA7). Gene Ontology annotation, cellular component: nucleus. Gene Ontology annotation, molecular function: RNA polymerase II cis-regulatory region sequence-specific DNA binding; DNA-binding transcription factor activity, RNA polymerase II-specific. Gene Ontology annotation, biological process: regulation of transcription by RNA polymerase II; anterior/posterior pattern specification. Lineage: Eukaryota; Metazoa; Chordata; Lepidosauria; Squamata; Lacertidae. The record is from RefSeq and is a predicted model, not a curated record.